GUGUGUCCCACCAGGCAGCCUCCACCAGUGUGCCCAGUGCAUGAGGAUGAGGCGUUUUUACGAGCAGGGGAAUGUAACAUCAUAUAGGCGGAUCUCGCGUUGCGUUAUUUAACGCGCCCACCUGCGCCGCACACACACUUUUCCACAGCGUCUUCCUGGUGGAGCAGAAAACGAUGGAUCUUCACAUACUGGACCAUCGAUUAAGGGUGACUUGCAUCAGCAAAAGCGGACUGCAACAUUACACACACCCGCUGAUCAAACUGAUAUUUCUGAGAAACAGAACGAGAUGCAAAUUUUUCAGUCUCACAGAGACUCCGGAAAAUUAUACUGUUGUCCUCGACGAGGAGGGGUUUAAAGAGUUGCACCCAUCUGAGCACUUACAGGUGGAGGGCUCCACAUGGCUCCCGCUCAAUGUGGUCUCGAAUGGCAAUGCUUCCAGCAGCUCACAGGCGGUGGGCGUCACUAAAAUUGCCAAGUCCGUCAUCGCCCCUCUGGCAGAGCAGCACGUGUCCGUCUUCAUGCUCUCCACAUAUCAGACCGACUUCAUUCUGGUGCGAGAGAAAGACCUGUCUGUAGUGGUGGAGACUCUAGUGGAGGAGUUUAAUAUUUUCAGAGAGGAGGGAGGAGAAUCAGUGCCUGUUCACAGUCAGGACGCCUGCAACGGCCUGCAGAGGAACGGCAAAGAGGUUCAACACUCAACUGUUCAUCCAGUGUUGAUCCCGGAGAAUCAUUUUUGCGUAAUGAGUUUGGAUCCGGACACUCUGCCAGCGAUCGCCACCACCCUCAUAGACGUUCUGUUUUACUCAAACAGUCCUAAAGAGGGCGCCAGUGUUGACCAGAACAUGGAGUGCAUCAAGUUCUUCUCCUUCUCUCUGAUUGAUGGAUACGUGUCUUUAGUGAUGGACACAGACGCACAGAGACAAUUCCCAGCUGAUCUUCUGUUCACCAGCUCCUCUGGUGAGCUCUGGAGGAUGGUGAGAAUAGGAGGGCAGCCUCUCGGAUUCGAUGAAUGUGGGAUAGUUGCUCAGAUAUCGCAGCCUCUUGCGGACAGUGAUAUAUCAGCGUAUUAUAUUAGCACCUUCAGCUUCGAUCAUGCUCUGGUGCCAGAGGAAGACAUUACAAGCGUGACUGAGAUGCUUCAGACUCAGCGAAAGGAGGCGUCCAGUUGAGGACAGAAAAAGACCUUCACAGUGGAUGGUAGAUCUUACAUGAGCCACUAACACACAGUAUUAUUCUAUAACCAGAGGUGCUUCAGUCACAGCAUUCAAGAGCUUAGGCUUCAAAAGCCCUGAACUCUGAAAACAGUGGCUUUUUAUUUUGGUUUGUUUAGAUUUUUUGGGGGCUUUCGCAGAAACGGCAGUGCUGGUUAAAUCCCAUUUCUGAGAAUUUGAGUAUUUACAUGAUUGAUUUUUGUAAGGAUGUUGAUGUGGCAAUUUAUGCCUGACUACUUAAAGCACUUUUCUGAUUUGAAAUGAGAAGUUUAUUGUUUUUUAUUCCACUAUUGCAGGGGUAGUUAUACGCAAAUUGAUGUCCUGUAAUUGAUGAAAGUUUCCGUUUGGCUUACCUGCAGACAUCAUUACUCUAAGUAUUGCACAAAAAUGUCUUCCAGUGUUGUCUAAAAUCAGGGUUUAUUUUCUCGAUUAAGCCAGUUUGAGGUCAAACAAAAGGAUUUUUUAUUUGUUGUAGCAACCUUUGGUGUCAUUUAAACAUUGCACUUAGAAAAACACAGUUACUGAUGGAGAAUUAGUCGGAUCACUUUUGAAAAACUCAUGCUGUUAUGACUGCUUUUGUUGGCUUAAAAGCCGAACGGCAACUGUUUACACUUAUAGCUUACUGGGGUGAAUCUCACAAAAAUGUAUCUAGAAAUAUAUUUUGUAUUUAAUAAAUGAAUGAGUUUAAGGUCAUGUUUUGCAUAAAGAAAAUAAAAUCAAUUCUGAAAGUCUUAAAUAAUUUUGAUCGCACUGAAAUAUUUUUUCACAUGACCUCAGAACAAACAUCAUAGUAAUUGCACUUCAGUAUUCGUUUUACAGUUCAAAAUUACUGUAUUAAAGUUGUGAGAAUCAAAUGAGAUGAUUCUGACCCAAACAUAAAUAAAUAAUUAAACAAAGAGUCAAUUUGACAUAAAACUGUAAUUAUAGAUGGCAUAUAGCCAUGUUAUGAUGCCAAAUAAACACACACACAUUCACACACACAUAAAUAUAAAUUUUAAGUAUAUAAUAUUUAUAAUUUUAUUAAAAAUGCAAAACAUUGUAAUUUAAGCAAUGUUUCAGCAUUUCAUUUGAAUUAUUUCUCUAAAACAUUGUAAUUAAGCAUUAAUUAGGCAUUUAUUUUAUUAUUAUUUCUUUAAAACAUUGUAAUUAAGCAACAUUUAGGCAUUUAUUU
This is a messenger RNA of Danio aesculapii, 2382 nucleotides long. RefSeq names its product cytosolic arginine sensor for mTORC1 subunit 1 (gene castor1). Gene Ontology annotation, biological process: cellular response to L-arginine; negative regulation of TORC1 signaling. Bases 174 to 1169 code for a protein of 331 amino acids. Gene Ontology annotation, molecular function: arginine binding. Lineage: Eukaryota; Metazoa; Chordata; Actinopteri; Cypriniformes; Danionidae. The transcript has 9 exons. The record is from RefSeq and is a predicted model, not a curated record. Gene Ontology annotation, cellular component: cytosol.